This is a messenger RNA of Manis javanica (Malayan pangolin), 4527 nucleotides long. Its product is annotated as zinc finger protein 280B. Gene Ontology annotation, molecular function: DNA-binding transcription factor activity, RNA polymerase II-specific; RNA polymerase II cis-regulatory region sequence-specific DNA binding. The record is from RefSeq and is a predicted model, not a curated record. Gene Ontology annotation, biological process: regulation of DNA-templated transcription. Lineage: Eukaryota; Metazoa; Chordata; Mammalia; Pholidota; Manidae.
CGACCUCGCGCCCUCACCUGGCAGCCAAUCACAGGUGGCAGCGGGCGCGCGUGCGGGGGAGCCGGCGGUGACUGCGGCGCCCGGGGCGCGGAGGAGGCGUCGUCCCCUCGGGCCUCGCCGGGGGAGCGUCUCGGGCCCGAUGAGCUGCAGGCAACUCCGGGACGGCGGCGGACCGGGACGGUGGAAGUUUAUAUAAAGGAAGCACUGGGGCUUGUGGCCACACCCUUCAAGAGUAAAAAGAAAUUAGAAAAUGGAGCAACCGUGUAUGUUAUAUGAGGAAGGACGAGAGCCAGAGCCGGAGAAGAGCAUCAAAGAGACCAAACAAGUAGGUGAUGAAGAUGCUGAACUGAUCUUUGUUGGGGUGGAACACGUAAACAAAGAUGCUGAACUGAUCUUUGUUGGGGUGACUUCAAAUUCAAAACCAGUCGUUUCAAAUAUUUUGAACAGAGUCACCCCAGGUUCAUGUUCAAGGAGAAAAAGGUUUGGUCAUCUCAGAAAAGAUGCUGCUUGCAAUUUGCAGCCUUUUCAUCGUGUGACCCCUACACCAGCUGCAGUGAAUGUCUUGCCAGUUUCUGAAUCUGACUCAAGAUCAACAUAUAGUCCUGUUAUUAUUGAGCCUUUGUCUAAAGCUGAUUACAAAAAUAAUUCACCGCGAGUCGUGCCUGAUAGCUGUGCAGAGUCAUGUUCUCCUGUGGUCACUUUCACCAGUUCACUGCAGCACCCAGAGGGAGUAGCACUUUCUGAGGGAGCUACGAAUAAAAGUCCUUCCAUAUCAAAGCGACUUUCCACUUCUGAAGUAAACACUGUAAAUCCCAAAAGGCCUGAGCUCAGUGAUGGAAUCACAGAGGGACAUAUUUCAGCAUUGCCCCCUUCAGGCGUCUUUCAUACAGUGACUACUCAGCAAAGCACACCCUCAAGCCUUGUUCAGACUUCAUUAAGCCAUGUUCAGGAUGGAGCAUCUUCUCCAACAGGUUUUCCAAAGGACAGUGUCCAUUUCAGGCCUGUAAAUCCUGGUAGGGAAAAUAAACUGGCCAAAACAGACUUACUGGGUCUAGCAAGUCAAAAUAAGACUGUUGAUCCCAAGAAAGGAACUCUGAUUGUGUCACUUCAUGACUUUUACUACGGACAGCAUAAAGGAGAUGGGCAGCCCGAAAAGAAGACUCAUACAACUUUCAAAUGCCUCAGGUGCUUGAAAGUUCUAAAAAAUGUCAAGUUUAUGAAUCAUAUGAAACAUCAUUUGGAACUUGAGAAGCAGAGGAAUGACAGCUGGGAAGUCCACACCACCUGCCACCACUGCCACCGGCAGUUUCCCACACCCUUCCAACUGCAGUGUCACACUGAAAGAGUACACACUACCCAGGAGCUCUCCACUGUCUGUAAAAUUUGUGAGUUGUCAUUCGAAACAGAUCAGGUUCUCUUAGAACACAUGAAGGACAAUCAUAAGCCUGGUGAAAUGCCGUAUGUGUGCCAGGUUUGCAAUUACAGGUCAUCAGCCUUUGCUGAUGUGGACGCACAUUUCAGAACAUGCCAUGAAAACACUAAGAAUUUGCUUUGUCCGUUUUGUCUCAAAAUUUUCAAAACUGCAACACCGUACAUGUGUCAUUAUAAAGGACACUGGGAAAAGAGUGUUCACCAGUGUUCCAAAUGCCGGCUACAGUUUUUAACUUUCAAAGAGAAAAUGGAACACAAGACCCAGUGUCAUCAAAUGUUUAAGAAACCUCAGCAACUAGAAGGUUUGCCUCCUGAAACAAAAGUUGUUAUUCAGGUGUCGCUGGGUCCUCUGCGACCAGGAUCAGUGGAAGUAGCAUCCAUUACUGUGAGCACGUCUGAUUCUGAACCAUCACCUCCCAGGUCUAAAAGUAGAGUUUCAAAAAACUCAUAUUAAUUCUAGUUUCAGGAAUUCUAAAGCAAGUAUUUCAAAGUCAAAAACCCCAUAAAAUACAAACCAUACAUUAUUCAAUAGCAUCAAAAAUAGUGAAACUAUUGGGUCAUUUAUGAAUUUUUUAAAAUUGAAACACAAUACUGUUUGAUCUGAAUUUUGUGAUGCUAUUUAAAAAUGUACUACCUAGUUUUUAUGUAAUUGUAUCUGGCUUAACACAUAAAAGGUAUUUGUGUGUGUGUAUGAGGGAGAGAAAAAGUGGAAACCUAUUAUUUUGGUAUUUCAUGUUACUUGUAAAUUUGAAAGCUCUUCCUUCUAUAUAUAGCAUCCGUAGAGUUUUUUAAGUCCUUAAUUUUAUUUUCAACUUUUUACAUGCCUCAAAGAUUUCAAAAUUAACUUUAGUCAGACUGGAAUGGCUUUGUUAUGGUGUGGUCUCACUUGCUGCUGAACUUCCAGAAGUGCCUCUGUUAUACUGGUCUAGAAUAAUCUGGCUCUGAAAGCCUGGGUGUGGUUUGGAAGUUGAGGGGGAAGCUGUGUGUGAAUGGGAACCAGAAACUGGACGGUCCUCGGUGGAGAACAGUGGUUCCUUGUCUCAGUUGAGGGAGAGGCACACAUUCACCUUAGACUUGGAGCCAAGGCAGAAGGAAAACUGUCUCAGAGUAUUUCUGCCUAAUCCAAGAACAUCCGAGGAAGCAAAACCAUCAAAAUGCCUAUGUUUGUCUGAGGCGUCCCUACAGACAUUAAACAGGUGUUGUCUGUCCAGGUGCUGAACUGGGCUAAGUUUAAUUCUCUUGCUUUUAAGAUGGAAUGGCAGUUGUCCAUGAAAAGUCAGUACAGUGGAUAAAAGUAGCCCAGAGCAACUGAUGGGGCUUUUAUUUAUGUUCUGUGUAUAUGUGUCUUAUCCUAAUUGAACAUGUGAAGUUUGCAAUUUUGUGUCUUGCCUGGGACAUGAAUGUAUUAAUAGUUUUUCUCACGUUGUGUGUAUAAUUUCCCAUCUUACCAAGUUAAUAUUGACACACUCUUAUGCACAAGAAAUGUCCCAUUUAUUCCAGUAAGUAUUAGGUCUUUAGAGUUACUGUCCUUCAUCUAACCACCUGACUAGUCCGUGACUAUGUUAUGGUGGGACCUUAUCCCUCGCCGGUGGGACCUUAUCCCUCGCCAUCAUCUCCAAGAGCUCUCUCACAGAACAGUCAAGUGCCCUGAGCAUUGUUCCUGAGCAUCAGUGGUCUUGGCUGCUUCUGUGGGUCCCCAGGGUUGAGUCUCCCUAGUUUUAGUGCCAUUUCUUCUUCCUCCACCUUGGCCGAGGUACCUAGCAGCCUCUGUGUACCACUCACAGAGUCUGUGAUCCUGGCUGUAGCCCUAAACCAGGAGAAAUCUCUCCUUUUUUCUCUAGCUUUCUCCUCCUCUUCCUUAAAGGCACCUUAUCUUUCACUGCUCCUUUCUUCCCCCCUCAAUCUAGUUAAAUUCCCUAAGCUUUCAUAAAAAGCUGGGGAGUGAUAGUCACCAAGGGCUUAGUUUCCCAUUUAGAACUGGGGAGGAAGCACUACAGGUAACAAAGUAGCUGUGAGUAUAUUGUUUAUGUUUUUGAGAGUUUUACCUUGUGUAUAUUCUGUUGUAUUUAUUUGCAAAAUGCUUGACUGAAUGAUUGAUUGCACUUUGAACAUUUUACUAGGCCUUUUCAGUUAGUUUGCUUGGGCCAUCGCACUUUGCUAAAUACCAGCCUGAACCCCCUGUCUUCACGUGUAGAAAGUCUCUGUGUGUGUGUGUGUACGUGUUCCACUUGUUCUGGUCUCAGGUGGGAUCUUCUAUGUAUAAACAGAUGUGUAGGUUUUUGCAAACUUACCUCCCUUAAUUCUGUUUCUCUGGUAAAAAUAUGUUUUAGUACUUUGUUUUUGUGGUUGCAUAGUAAUACCAAAAUUGUUAUUACUGUUUGCUAUUUCACUAAAGUAUGCUCCUAAGGAGUACAGUUUGUUAUUUAUUGCCAACUGUAGGUUCCGGUGAUAGGUCCCUCUCUACCUCCUCUCUCUCCCAUUCGCAGCAGUGCCGCCGCUCCAUUUUCCCACUGGUGUACAUUCCUGACACACUGGCCUUGCUCUUCCUCAAGCGAAUCACAUUUCUUCCCUGUCCAAAGACUUUGCAGCUGCUCUUCCUCUUAGAAUGCUCUUCCCUAGGCCUGCAUGGCUUGCUACCUCGCUCUGAACACUUUCAUUCAUUGAGCUUUACUGAUGUUCUUAAAAUGAAACUGACAAUGAGAUCCUCCUCGCCCUGCUCCCCUUUUUCCUGCUCACCCCUUAAAGGCACCUUAAGCCUCCCCACUCCUUACUUCCCUCUCCAAUCUAGUUAAAUUUCCUAGGGUUUCACAAAAAGCUGGGAAGAGAAGUUUUCAAGGGCUUUGCUUUUCCCUUAGAUUGAGCUAGCUUGCAUCAAUUUCUGUGCCUGCAACCAAAAGAAAAUGAAUAUAGUGAGUUGAGUUCUUUCAGGAGCUUUCUCUGUUAUAUCGAUACCUCUCUAUUUUUUUAAGGCAAUGUCACUUUGUUUUGUUUACAAAUAUAUUGAAUAUCUGUCAAGAUUACUAUUUUGUUAUUGCUCUUUGUGAAUUUCCUUGUCUAUUUUGCUUGCUUGUAUUUUGAGAUAAAAUUUAUUUUAUU